UUCACUGAUCAUCAGAAUUCAGAUCAUAUCCAACUACGUUCUGUUCUUCACUGCAACACUAUCUAUAAUUGUCACCCAACAGCAAUAAUAAUGGUGGCGCUAACGAAGGAAUUGUUCCAAAAGGCUCUGAGGAACUUCAAGUCUUUCUUCUUCUGUUCAGGCUAUCAAAAACUUCCCAAGAAUCCGCCACCCCUCACCCGCAAUACUCAAUUUUCCUUUUCUACUGUCAAUUAUGACAGUGACUUCACCCGCCAUUGGGAUUCAUUGGCCCCCAGUAAGCUCAAGAAGAAGCAGCCUUUGUCAUCAUCUCAUCAGAAGCAACACAAGAAUGAGGGUAUGUUGGAGAAGAAGCUGAGGGAGUUGGAGAUGUUGGAGACGAAGGAUCGUGUGGAACAUGUGUUGGACAUUGAAGAGGUUCUCCAUUACUAUUCUCGCCUUAAUUGCCCCUUCUAUAUUGAAAUUGUCGACAAGUUCUUCAUGGAAAUUUACACAGACUUCUUUGCUUCGCAUGUUAAUUCACCACCAUGCAUUGUUAACUCUAAUAAGCCCAACCAACUUCCUUAAGCUUUUCACGCUCGCCUUCUCUGUAACUCGGGAUCAAUCAUCACUUUCUUCUGCAUCGGGAACCAGUUACAUAUUUACAUUGCAAUCUUUUUCUCUUUUUGUUUGUGUGAUUACCAAAAGAAAAAUUAUGCGUUAAUGUUCAUGGGCCAAUGGAAUCCCAACACUAAAUUAAAAGUUGGUGCCUCAUGGUUUGUUGGGCUUCCAUUUUCAAUGCAUUGUACAUUUUGGACCAAAAUAAGCUACUAGUUCAGAUCUAUUCCUGAAAGUUG
Arachis stenosperma is the source of this 833-nucleotide messenger RNA. RefSeq lists its product as uncharacterized. The record is from RefSeq and is a predicted model, not a curated record. Lineage: Eukaryota; Viridiplantae; Streptophyta; Magnoliopsida; Fabales; Fabaceae. The transcript has a single exon. Bases 91 to 564 code for a protein of 157 amino acids.